AGUUGCGAGAAGAAAGAAAGGAGGAGACGUGACGGGGUUGUUGAAAUUUAUUUUCUUGGUUUCCAAACACCACCCCGCCGCACUGUCCCGGGCUCCUUGUGUCAAUACUACAGCAGUGGUAUCUAAAGUCCCAAACACCGUCUGGCUCUCAGAAGUCCUGAUAGUGAGGUUUGGCACACAGGACAACGGGGGAUCUGACUAGGUCAUGGCCAAUCGGGGAGGAGCUACGAGACCCAAUGGACCCAAUGCGGGGAACAAGAUCUGUCAGUUUAAGCUGGUGCUGUUGGGGGAGUCAGCUGUUGGAAAGUCCAGCUUAGUGCUCCGCUUUGUCAAGGGUCAGUUCCAUGAAUUCCAGGAGAGCACGAUAGGAGCUGCCUUUCUCACCCAGACAGUGUGUUUAGAUGACACAACGGUGAAGUUUGAAAUCUGGGACACUGCAGGUCAGGAGCGUUACCACAGUUUGGCACCCAUGUAUUACAGAGGAGCACAGGCAGCCAUCGUGGUCUACGACAUCACAAACGAGGAGUCUUUUGCCCGGGCAAAGAACUGGGUGAAGGAGCUGCAACGACAAGCUAGCCCUAAUAUAGUCAUCGCUCUGUCAGGCAACAAGGCCGAUCUAGCCACCAAGAGAGCCGUCGACUUCCAGGAUGCCCAGUCCUACGCAGAUGACAACAGCUUACUCUUCAUGGAGACAUCGGCCAAAACAUCAAUGAACGUGAAUGAGAUAUUUAUGGCUAUUGCAAAGAGAUUGCCGAAGAGUGAGCCACAGGCAGCAGGAGCCAGUAGCGGGCGGAACCGGGGAGUGGACCUGACAGAGGCUGCCCAGCCAGCCAAGGCUCCAUGCUGCAGUAACUAACGUGAAGAACGCCUUCCUUCCAACCAACCUGUAGAGCAGUAACUAAUGCGGCCGAAGCCCUGAAUGGCACCGCAGUAAUGCAAUGUGUUUUACUCUUAUCUCCAAUUCUCUGAUCUGCGAAACAAAAAAAAGAUGCCCUAUGUGCCGCCCCCCCCCUCUCUUACUUUUGCAGUAAUGAAGUCAAUGGUCUACACUGAUUUCUCCACAUGGCUUUUGCCUAUUUCCCUCCAUCAUGGUUCUGCUGCUACCUGGUUAAGCCCCUUAACAAUUAUUUCCUACUUUCUGCUAUCCAGCUUGUUACAUCUAUCAAUUAUUAUUGAUAGAUUAAUGACAGCAGAUAUUAGAACCUUUAUUGUUCCUUGCCUGCCACCAUCAACCCUCCAAACUUGUAGAUAGGAGUUUCAUUUAGAGGAAGUGGUUACUUCCCUGUUUGUGGGAUGGCUUAAGACUUUACUACUGCAUUUCUAAUACCAGUCUUCUGUUUUGUUACAUUUUUUUUAUAAUUUUCUUACUUAUUGUUUGCUAUAAUUUGGUCAAAAUUAUGGAUGCACAAACCUAUAUACUUACAUGGCCUAAAAUAGAAAAACUAAAACCUUUUGUCUGCAGUAGCACAGAAAAAUAUAUUUUGUAGAAGAGGAGGUGUGUUCUUGUAAAUCUAAAAAAGA
Molecule: messenger RNA, 1521 nt
Organism: Anoplopoma fimbria (sablefish)
Lineage: Eukaryota; Metazoa; Chordata; Actinopteri; Perciformes; Anoplopomatidae
Gene: rab5aa
Product: RAB5A, member RAS oncogene family, a
Exons: 6
Coding region: 206-856 (216 amino acids)
Molecular function (GO): GTP binding; GTPase activity
Source: RefSeq, a predicted model, not a curated record